AUAUCUGCUAGCGGUGGAUCUGGGUCGUUACAUCUCCCCCCUCCCUAGCUUCUUCUCCACCACAGCCCCAUCUUCACUCCUGACCGUUGGAAGAAGUGAAAAAAAAGAAGGAAAAAUCGACGGCUUGCAGCAGAUGGUGUUCGAUGAGAUAAAGGUGGGGAGGGGAGAGAGGAAAAUGAAGUUCUAAAAUUAAUUUUUUUUAAUAUUUAAAAAAGUUAUGUUUUUGACCUAUCUCCGCUUCACAAAUACACAAUUAAUAUUUUUAUGCCACAAUACUCCAAAUAUAAAUAAAAAAGAUGUCCAGUCAGCCUUGUAUGACAGAAAAUUAACAAAAGGACCUAAAGUGUUAACGAUAGGGACCAUAAAAACCAUUUUCUCAAACAAUCGGGGUUAAUAUAUUGAGUUUUGAAAUUCGAUGACCAAAAUGCUAACAAACUCAAACUUCAGGGACCACAAAUGUAACUUUUUCCAAAAUCAAAGAUGGACUCAUUUGUAAAGACUCAAGCUAACUUUCCUUCCCUGUCAACCAAAGUAUCGCCUUUGAGACAUUUGACCAAAGCACCUUAGCUUUAUCCUUAAGCCACGAUGCAGAAAGAGCAUCAACCGACCAAUCCUCUAAUGCCUUUGGUUUUGCACUCCUGUGUUUCAGAUAUCAUACUUUGGACGCCAAGUUCCAAUGAAGUAGUAGGUGGGAGGGAGACUCUUCGUUUCUUUUACAUAAAACACACAUCUGAGGUGAUAAUUGAUCAUAAGGGUUCCUUUUCUGCACCCUAUCCACAGGAUAUAUGUUGCACUACUGCCUAGAGGAAUAACUGAAUUUUUCCUGGGACUAUACCUUCCCAAAUUAGAUAACUCAGCUCCAUGUUCGAAAUCCUCUUCUUCUUUUUUUAUUUUUUUAUUUUUUUCUUUUUUAUGGCAAAGCUAACAGAGCUGACUUCACUGAAAAUAGGCCACUGCCUUCGAAAUUGCCAAGGAUGAUCAGUUGCCGUGACCUAACUGUUUCCCACUCUAAUUCUCUAUCAAACAGCCUCCUUCUAAGCUUGUGAUCCUAAUUAACGGUCAACGGGAUUCCACAGCUCCUUUUUAAUCUCCUUUGCACUUGAAAUACUUAAGAUUGAGUGGAACCUCAAAUUCAGCGGUUGAUUACUGAUCCAGUGGUCUCUCCAAAAGGAAAUUCUAUUACCAUUGCCCAACUUGAAUUUCACCUUCUGCCAAAAGAAAUGACUUGUUGUCUCAAUUUGUUAAAGAUGGUCUCUCACAAACUGUGCCCCAUACUUGCGUUUAAUCACCACCCUCCAAAGGGCUUCUUCUGUUUCAAAUGUCCACGUUCAUUUAGUGAAAAAAAAAAGUUGUUGCUGUAAGGUUUGCUAUUUUAGAUAUUCCAAAAAGCGAGGGGUGGUAACUGUUUUCCAAUUUACUCGUGGCUUCCUUUCGUAUCCUAGUUCCCUUUCAACAAAAUGUUUCUGAAAACUUUCUCCAUAUUUUUCCAAACCUUACAGGAAUUCUGAAAAUAGACCAGAAAUUGGAAGGAAUGCUAGCCAGGACCAAGCAUCUAUUUGGCAGUUUGGGGCCAGAAAUGGUAAUGACUGGUACACAAACAGCUGCUGAGAAGUCUCAAGUUGAUGACCGUGCCAUGGGAAAACCUCGAGGAUGGCUUAACUGGCUAUCCCUUGGUAUGUUAGGUGCUGGUGGUACUGAAGAUUCAAGUCAAUUUGCCGGUGUUAUUUCAGAUGAUGUUGUAAAGGACAUAUAUGAGGCUACCAAAUUCCACCCUCUGGCUUCAUCUACUGUCAGUGCGGCUGAUGAAGAAAGGAUCUGUUUUUGUUCCAUCAAAAUUGACAUUCAUCAGAUCUCAGCAACCUUGCUGAGCAUGAAAUACGGUCAAGAAGUUGCAAAGAUGAUAUUCAUCAAGACAAUGGUGGAGUGUAACAUUUGGGUGGAAUCUGCAACCAUCAAUUUAUUGGUCAAUUCGAUCCAGAUGGUCAAUCCACUGAACCAGAGAGUUCUAAUUUUUCUAAGAAUGCCUCAAUGUGAGAAAUAUGUUGAGACUGGUGCUCCUUCCUGUAGUUUCCAAGUUGACGUUUCACCCAAACAUGAGGUUAACCUGUCUGUAAAGGUGACGCUGAAUCCAUUAGAUGUUACUUACGAUGCCAAGUUUUUUCUUUAUUUGUUCGAGUUUUUUGAUGGAUUCAAGUCCUUCGAAUCUCUUCACACAAGGGCUCUUUCAACUCUAAAUGGAAUUGAAAAUGCCAAAGCUCGAUUGCUAUCCAAAGCUCAAUGCAUAAUGUCGGAGUAUAAGAAAGUGAUGUGGGACAUUACUGUCAAUGGAAUUACAGUCCAUGUUCCUUGGAAUACACCUUCAGAACAAAAUAACUUGGUACUUCAACUGGGGGCUCUCUGUGUAACAUCGAGAUAUGACUGGAGCUUACUAACUUCAAGAUUUAAGGAACAAUCUGUUAUGGUACAACGUUUAAGUGAUCCAAUUUUGGCAGCUGAUAUUGCUUUUACAAUUCAGCCUCAAAGUUUGUACGAGUAUUUUGAUAUCCAGCUACGGGAUUUGGAGAUGGAGAUCCAAAAGCCUUCUUAUUCUCAGAGUAUUCCUAUUUUUGAAAAGUUCAGUGCUACUCUCGCCUUACGUUCCUGUCUGAUCCCUAAUGAAUCGUCAUUGAAACAGCUGGAGGUUCUUUUUCAAAUGUCAUCACUUCAUGUACAUUUCUCUCCAUCAAUAUAUGGUGCAGCUUUGGAGCUGGCUGUGUAUUUACGUAAUUUGAUAGCAAACCACCCUGGCUUUGAAGAAUCUGAAGAUUGUGGACCACUUAACAUGAUUUCAAAUGGACAUGACAAUCAUUUUUUUGGUUACUCCAUGUCUGUACUUCUCCAUUCUGUCAGAUUUGACAUUGAUCUAGAGAACGAUGAAAAAAAUGCUUCUGUCGUCAUGCUUGCCCUAGACGAUAUAGAGAUAUGGUAUGAUAUUUUAGUUUCGGAGGAGCUAUGGAUCGGCAUGAAGGCAAUGAAUAUUGCAAUUCUUCCCAUGAAUGGUGAUGGAGAUAGGCAAAUUUUUUAUUCUGGUGGCAAUAAAUCCCAUGAUACAUCGUCUCAUCUCCAUGGCAUUCAUAGUCGACAUACCAAGAAUGAUGAUGGUUUGAAUGGUAUGAAUAUUAAUGCUGGAAAAUGCUGCACCUUACACUUCAACUCUGGCAGAAAUGAUGGAGCUAAUAUUGCCAUACAUUUGAACGAUGCUGAAAUCCACUGCUAUCCAUAUGUGUAUGGAUUGCUCACUGGGUUUUAUGAGAGACUAUCUGCCUGCAAUGCAACUUUCAGUGGUGAAAGCGACAUUGGACCUGAAAUGAAUGAUGAAUGUGUAAAACCCAUGCCUUCGCCACCAAACCAAAGAUUUGGUUUCACAAACUUUAUGGAAAUUGAUUCAAUUGGACAUGACAGCAUUCCAUUCGAUUGUUUUCCUUUCAUUACAGUACAGAAUUCUGGCUUUCUUGGCAGCCUUGAGAGUUCCGAGUGGAGAAAACAUUACAAAGUAAGGGAUAGAGAAAUAAAAAUUCCAGUCUUUGGUCUGGAGAAGGAACCUACUAUCUUCCACACCCAACCAUUAAAACCUAAAUUUGGUAUGGAUUCAUCUGUUACUUCAGGGAGUUCCUGCAACCAUAGUCUCCAUGAUAUUUAUUUGGCUUUGUGUGGAAUCAAAAUCCAUUUCCAUGAUUCUUCUUGCAUUGUUGGAUCUCUCACGCUUCCAAAUUGUAAAUCUUCUUUGUUUAUUUGUGAAGAUUAUUCUGACGUAUUAUGCUCAGUAGAGGGAUUGACCAUCACAUCCUCAUGGACAAAAAAUUAUCUUGAGUUAGUAUGGGGCCCUUCAUUUCCAUAUUUGUGUCCUAUUUUAAAUUUCCGCGUUAGACAAGGAAAAAGUGUGUCAUCGAGUGCCAAAAUUGAAAUCAGUGUUGGUAUUCAACAUGUUUGUUGUUUCUUGCCACCUGAAUAUUUGGCCAUGAUUAUUGGUUAUUUUAAGUUGCCUGAUUGGAGUUUGCAGUCAAAUGAACAAUGUUUCACUGGGAGGAAUGGGCAUGCUGGUUUAGAAGAAGAAACUUCCGUUCUUUAUAAAUUUGAAAUUCUGGAUUCAGCUUUGAUUAUGCCUGUCGAAAACUAUGAGCUUCAGUUUCUGAGGUUUGAGAUUAAACAGUUAUAUUUUACGUUCUUCUUUGGAAGCAGUUUAGAAGAUGCAUUGAAGGACAUUCCUCCUGAAUGUUCUAUUCCAAUUCACAAGCUUGCUGAGACAAAUAACUGUUUAAAUCUUUUUGGACGAGAGUUGCUUCUCUCGUUACUGCUUUUCAAGGAGAGACAUAGUUCAUCAUUUUUCUGUCAAAGUACUGAGUGUCAAAACAUUAGUCUAGUUGAACAGCUAAACGCAGAUAUCUGGGUCAGAAUACCUUGUGAAAGUGAGUUUAUCAACAAUAGCUUGCAAGCAACAUGUAUAAUGACGAGGAUAAGAAAUUGUGAAGUAAUUGUUGAUGAUAAUCAUGCACUUGAUGGAUUUAUGGCCCUACUGGAGAACAUAAAUCAAUUUGCAUCCGUUGAAGACCAAUCUAGAUGUUUCAAGUCUGAUGUUCUUCAGUUUCUUCAGUUAACGAGGUGUCUGAAGGAGGGCACUGCAGUUUUAUUUCCUGUGUCAGACACAACACUCACUGAAUUUGAAUGUUGCAUUGAUUCACUUUUUUUGAAAUUAAAACGGCAGAGAAAUGAAUUGUUGGAAAUGAAUUACAGGGUAGAAAUGCAGUUUACAUGCUCUGGAUCAUCGAGAAAUGAUUUCGUCGAUGAGAUGAAUUUUUGUUUCUCUUCGAUGGUCUUAUACUCAGUGCCCAAAUCUGUUGUCAUGGCUAAAUCCAGCUCGGAGAAAUUGUCACCUGUACCUGACAUCUUCAUUUCAAGGUCAAGUCAAGGUCCAGUUGAAAUUUGUGUUUCCCUUCCAUCUAUCGAUGUUUGGUUAUAUUGUUCAGAAUGGAUAGAGAUUGUUGAUCUAUUGAAUUCUUAUGUUGGAAAAAUGACUAAUUUUGUGAGCACGAGUACAUCGUUUAAGGAUGUUGUCCCGUAUAACACUGCAUUAGGAGAUUCAUCAAUCACUUCUCCUAAUGGUGUGUGUUCUUCGUCCAUGUCAAUUGAAUCAGCAUCAGAGGAUAUAGAGAGUGAUGAUACUAUACUUAUUGCUAGAGUAAAGGACAUGGUAAUUACGUUUCACUUUCCUGUGUAUGUUACGGAAUCCUUUAGGGAAAUUCAGAUUGCAGAAGUUGACGAGAAUGCAGAUCAGAAUGUUUCUUCUGAUGUCGUGGAAGAAAAGUACUGCAGAUUCCUUAUGGUUUCUUUUCACAGUAAAAGAACUGAGUUACUUAUUAACAGUAAAAAAACAACUUUAAAGUCUGGCAUGGAAAAAGUGUGUAGCAUGUUAUCUAAGUGCGAGGAAAAAGGUGUCCAAUCUUGUCCUCUUUUUGAAAUUUUUGGAGUCAAUUUGGAGGUUGAUGUAAGCAGCAAUCAAUUGAAGCCUAGUUUAAUCCAACUGAAGAUUCAGUGUGAAUGUUUCAAUAUUUGGUUUUCUUAUCACGUAUUCUAUUUCUGGAAGCAUAUUGAAUCCAAUAUCUCUGAGACAAACUCAUCCAUGUCUACAUCUUGUCCUAUUGAGUUCGAAGUACAACUGAAGAAAGUUUCAUUUCUACUGAGUGAUGGACGGUGGAGUUGUUGCAGACCGCUGCUGGAAAUUCUUAUGAGGAACGUUAUCUUGCGUAUUAGCAUGACCAAAAGCACCAUGGAGGACUUUAUCACUGGUGAACUGAGCAUGAAUUACAAUAACAUUCAAAAGGUGUUUUGGGAACCUUUUAUCGAGCCUUGGAACUUCACAAUAAAUGUGACUCGGAAACAAGAGAGUAGUUCUCUGUUGAACAGUUCUGUUUUGACUGAUGUGCAUCUCGUGUCUUCCUCACAUCUCAAUUUAAACCUCACAGAACCCUUUACUGAGUGUCUUUCUAGGACAAUUGACAUGAUCAAGGACGCUUGGGAUCUGAUUGGAAAAGAUGAUACUCCUCAAAGCCAACUAUCUCUGAACUCUCCCCAUGUUGAAGAUAUUAUUGCUGGAAAACAUGCUCCUUAUGUACUACAGAAUUUAACUUCGUUGCCUCUUGAAUAUCAUGUUUAUGAAGGACCCUUUGAUUCUGUUGAGUUUGACAUCUCAGAGUUCAAAGAAAGAAGAUAUGUGCAACCAGGCUGUUCUGUUCCAAUUUAUAUUAGUGAAUCUGCUGAAAAACAAUUCUUUCGUCACAGAUCCUUUCAUUCAUUGGAAAAACUAGGGGAGCAACACACAUAUGGCGUAGGUCAUCAUUUUAUUUCCAUCCAACUUGAUGGUACAUCUGUUCCAUCUAUUCCCAUUUCCAUGGAUCUUGUUGGGCAGACAUACUUUGAGGUUGACUUUUCCAAGUCAUCAAAUGAGGAACUGAAUAUGCCUGAUAACAUGUCAAAAGAUGUUGAUAGCGUGGAAAAGUAUAGAAAACAUAUGAGCAGAGGCUUCGUAGUUCCAGUUGUUUUUGAUGUUUCUGUUCAGCGUUAUGGGAAGCUUAUUCAACUGUACUCCACGGUUAUACUUUUCAAUCAAACAUCAAGGCCACUGGAGUUCCGCUUUGACAUUCCAUUUGGUGUGGCGCCAAAAAUCUUGGAUCCCUUGAACCCUGGUCAAGCAAUGCCGCUGCCUCUGCAUUUGGCUGAAGCUGGUUGUGUGAGGUGGCGUCCUAGGGGAAACUCUUACUUGUGGAGUGAAACUUAUAACCUCUCAAAUCUUCUUUCUCAGGAGAGUAAAGUAGGAUUAUUUAGGUCCUUUGUUUCUUAUCCAUCUCAUCCCAGUAGUGAUCCAUUUCGCUGUUGCAUGUCAACAAGAAAUAUUGUACUGCCUGCCCAUGAGAAGCCCAGGAAGAUCGGUAAUGAUUUAAUGCAAUCAGCAGUUGGCUCUGAUCUGAAAAUCCACAGUCCAGCUGAAUCACAGGAACGGUGUAUUCACCACUUGACCCUUAGCACUCCACUGGCAGUGAGGAGUUUUCUUCCUGAAGAAGCUAAACUAAUUGUAGAUACUGGUGGAAUGAUACAUUCUGCAAUUCUUUCAGAGGUCAAGACUUUCUUUCAUCAUAUCGAUCCUUCACAUGAUCUAGAACUUGAAAUCCAAAUCCAUGGAUAUAGACCUUCAUAUGUGAAGUUCCCUAGAGCAGAAACAUUUUGCUCAAUAGCAAAGUUCGAUGGAAUCAAGUUCUCACUUUCUGAGACCAUCACAUUGAGUCCUGGUCAAAUACACAUAACACUUGAUAAAUCGGUGGAUGCAUUUUCUGGUAGCAGAGAACUCAAUUUUUUUGUUCCCUUCCUAUUAUAUAACUGUACUGCCAUUCCCCUCUGGAUUUCAGAAUCAGCAUAUGAACAAAAAGGUGUGAGCAUCUUUGUACCAUCAUAUUACGAUACAGUUGAACAUGAACAUUCUGCAGGCGAGAGAAAUGGUCUUAGCUCAAUUACUGGGUGCAGUGACUCUCAUGCAAUAUCUCCAAGUUGGCGCAAUUCUUUAGUGAAGAAACCUGUCUCAACUAUGGAAAAUUCAAAUAUGCAGUUGGACAAUUUAAAUGGUAGAACUUUUAUUUCACGCAAUCAUCUUCAAAAGUCUUGUGUCCUGUCAAACAAAAAGGACUUUAACUUAAAAUCCUCUGAAAAUACUUCUAAAGUAAGUUCAAGUCCAAGUAGCCGUACAUCUGCAAGGGACCCUAAUUCUUUAGGUUUUAAGCAAGUGAAAGUUAGAGCACAUAUGUUUUCUCCCUGUAAACCCUCAUCUGCAGAUGAAGUUAUGGUUAGGGCGAGCAGGUCCCUGCCAGAAUGUGGUGUAGAAAAUAUUCCAAGUGCUUCUUGGUCAAGCCCAUUCUAUCUUGUUCCUAGAAAUGGUUCAGCUACUGUUCUUAUACCACAAUCAUCACCAAAUGCUGCCAAUGUGAUCUCUGUUACGUCUAGUGCAAUUUCUGGAUCUUCUCCUGAGAUAACAAGCAUAAUUAUGUUCCAGCCUCGAUUUGUCAUAAGUAAUGCAUGUUCCAAGGAUUUAUGCUAUAAACAGAAGGGAACUGAUUGUGUCAUCCCUUUGGCAGUUGGAGAACAUUUCCACCUUCAGUGGACUGAUACAACUAGGGAAUUACUGGUUUCUGUUCGUUAUAAUGAACCUGGGUGGCAAUGGUCCGGCAGCUUCAUACCUGAUCAACUUGGUGAUACUCUAGUGAAAAUGCGAAAUUAUAUCACUGGUUCCUCAUACGUUCUUAGAAUUGAAGUUCAGAAUGUUGAUGUAUCAACUGACAAUAAGAUUGUUGGAAAUGGUCAUGGAAAUUCGGGGACGAAUUUGAUUCUGCUGUCAGAUGAUGACACAGGAUACGUACCUUACAGAAUCGAUAACUUUUCAAAGGAGAGAUUACGAAUUUAUCAACAAAGAUGUGAAAAUUUUGAAACUAUCGUUCACCCCUAUACAUCUUGCCCUUAUUCUUGGGAUGAACCUUGCUAUCCACGCCGUCUAACUAUUGAGGUUCCUGGAGAACGCAUACUAGGAUCUUUUGCUCUUGAUGAUGUACAGGAUUUUGUUCCUGUGUGCUUGCCAUCAACCACUGGGAAAAAUGAGAGGAUGUUUCAUUUAUCAGUUAAUGCCGAAGGAGCCACAAAGGUGUUGAGCAUUGUUGAUUCAACUUAUCAUAUUCCAAGUGUCCCUCAUUUUGGAGAAAAGAAAAAAGUGGUUCAGAAACAGGAAAAGUUCCUUGAUUACAAGGAGAAAUUUUCGGUUUUUAUAUCUUAUAUUGGUAUUUCAUUGAUCAAUUCCGGGCCCGAGGAAAUGGUGUAUGCCUGUGCUAAAAACGUAACUAUCGAUUUGCUGCAAAGUUUGGAUCAACAGAAGUUCUCUGUAAAAUUGCUCUCUCUUCAGAUAGAUAAUCAAUUUCGGAAUAGUCCAUAUCCUGUUAUCUUGUCUUUUGAUCAAGAAUACAGAAGCAACCCAAUUGGAAGCUUGAACAAGGAUAUUGGUGCAGUAACAAGAAGUGAAAGAUUUUUGCAAGCUGAUGGCUCUCUUGAACCUGUAAUCUAUCUUUAUGCAUCAAAGUGGCGAAAGACGGAUAGUUUACUGGUUUCAUUUGAACAUAUAUGCUUAAGAAUAUCAGAUUUUCGACUUGAGAUUGAACAGCAAGUGAUGUUAAGCUUGUUUGAGUUUUUCAAAAAUGUCUCAUCAAAUUUAAAGGGUGAAGUGUCUCAAUUUUCAGAUGCCAUAAUGCAUCCUCCUGCAAAGGAUCCAGCUCAUGACUACUUCAGUCCCAGGACUGAACCUCCUCAUUUUUCAGAAUAUCCUGUUUUUGAUGGACUUGUUAGAGGUAGCACAUUAUUACCUUCAGUAGCUCCUAUUGGAGCUCCGUGGCAGCAGGUUUAUCGCUUAGCAAGACAGCAAAAGAAAGUUUAUGUUGAGUUGUUUGAUUUGGCGCCUAUUAAGUUGACAGUAAGCUUUUCCACCAUUCCAUGGGUGCUCAGGAACCCUAUCCUUACAUCUGGUGAAUUACUGAUGCAUCGAGGUCUUUUGGCUCUCGGGGACAUUGAAGGAGCUCAGAUUCAUCUCAAGCGCUUGAGUAUUGCACAUCAAAUGGCCAGUUGGGAAUCCAUUCAAGAGAUUCUGAUUAGGCAUUACUCGAGGCAACUUUUUCAUGAGAUAUAUAAGGUUUUUGGUUCUGCUGGUGUCAUUGGUAAUCCCAUGGGAUUUGCUAGGAGAUUGGGGAUUGGCAUAAGAGAUUUCUUGUCGGUGCCCGCCAAGAGCGUUUUGCAGAGUCCAACUGGGCUUAUCACUGGCAUGGUACAAGGAACUACAAGUCUUUUAAGUAAUACAGUCUAUGCAUUUAGUGAUGCUACCACUCAGUUCAGUAAAGCGGCGAGGAAGGGUAUCGUUGCAUUCACAUUUGACGAUCAAGCUUUUUCAAGAAUCGGACAGCAGCAGACAGGCGUUUCUUCACACGGUGGAGGUGUUAUUGGUGAAGUUUUAGAGGGGCUCACUGGUCUUCUUCAAUCACCAAUCAAAGGAGCUGAGAGACAUGGUCUUCCAGGGGUCUUCUCAGGCAUUGCAUUAGGAAUCACAGGACUUGUGGCAAAACCAGCUGCCAGUGUUCUAGAACUUACUGGAAAAACAGCCCAGAGCAUACGAAACCGAAGUAGGUUAUAUCAAAUGAGACCACAGCACCUUAGAGUACGUCUUCCUCGUCCUUUAAGCAGCGUACUUCCUCUGCGGCCUUUCUCCUGGGAAGAAGCAAUCGGAACAUCGGUACUUCUCGAGGCUGGAGGAGAUGACAUGAAACUCAACGAUGAAGUUUUAGUUGCCUGCAAAGCUCUUAAACUAGCUGGAAAAUUUGUUGUCAUCACUCAGAGUUUAAUCUUAAUUGUUAGCUGUGCAAGCUUAGUCGACUUGGGCAAGCCUGAAUUUCGGGGCGUUGCUGCUGAUUCCAAAUGGGUGAUCGAAUCAACCAUCGGUCUGGACACUGUCAUUUACGCCGAUACCAACACUGAUGGAGCUGUCGUGCACAUCGUCGGAAGCAGCUCUGACUUAUUAUCAACGUCAAAUAAAUCUCACCAGAAAAGAGUGAUUGGGAAUAGUAGUAGGACAGUAAGAUGGACUGGUCCAACUCCUCUUCCUAUUUUUGAGACAAACCUCGAACUCGAACUCAAGGAAGAUGCUCAAAAUCUGUUAAAGAUCUUGUUGUCUACAAUCGAAUUAGCAAAAGAGCGGGGCUGGCACCGUGGUCAUGUUCUUCAUCGAUAUGACGUAAAAUAGGCCAACGCCUCGUCUAAUCCUUAUGACCAAGCUUGGCAGGCCAAUGAAUUAGUUUAUGACCAAGUCUAUGUAAAUGAUGUAUAGACGUUCAUUCUCUCUAAAGGGGAGAUAAAUUUGCAGCCACAUUGUAAAUGGUUUGUUCUGUGAUUACAUAUCUACCAAUUCAUUUUAUUGUUUGAAUAAAAGUUGAAAGAAAAAUGAUCCUUUUA
Cucurbita pepo subsp. pepo (vegetable marrow) is the source of this 11058-nucleotide messenger RNA. Lineage: Eukaryota; Viridiplantae; Streptophyta; Magnoliopsida; Cucurbitales; Cucurbitaceae. The record is from RefSeq and is a predicted model, not a curated record.